Molecule: messenger RNA, 1672 nt
Organism: Lasiosphaeria miniovina
Lineage: Eukaryota; Fungi; Ascomycota; Sordariomycetes; Sordariales; Lasiosphaeriaceae
Product: thiol-specific monooxygenase
Exons: 4
Coding region: 149-1633 (494 amino acids)
Molecular function (GO): flavin adenine dinucleotide binding; N,N-dimethylaniline monooxygenase activity; NADP binding
Source: RefSeq, a predicted model, not a curated record
CCUCGUUAUUAGCUGGGCUUAAAGUCUUGGUUUGCAAUUCUCUAGCAGAGGUCAGGUGGGCUGCUCCUUUCUCAACAACAAUUACCGUCUGAAAGCGCACACAUGGCCCUUUAACCGACCUACCACAGUAUCCGGGCUGGCCAAGAGCAUGACUGUCAAAGUACGGCGAGUGGCCGUUAUCGGCGCGGGGCCUGCGGGAGCUAUUGCCACAGAUGCACUUGCCAAGGAGCAGGUCUUCGACACAAUCCGUGUGUUUGACCGGCGGCCGGUCGCCGGCGGGACUUGGAUCCAUACGCCUCAUCUGCCUGCGGCGAUUCCGUCACUGAGCGACUUGCUCGAAGGGAAAGCCGAUGUUCCGGUCCCCAUACCGGUGCAGUUUCCGGCAGAGACAGCCAAGUCGGAAACUGUGAAUAGUCACCAGAGGCGCUUCUCUGACACAGCCCAGCACGAACACUUGCACAGUAAUAUCAUUCCCUCCAUCAUGAGCUAUACCAAUGAGCCGUUCCCGGAAACUCUCUCGCCGCGGGUGCUGGCCAAGUACGGCCCCAAUGCUCCCUUCCGCCACCGCGAGACCAUCCGUGAGUGGGUCGAAGCUAUCUUCAUACGUGAUGGAUACAAUCGCUUCCUUGAGCUCAGCACCACUGUCGAACGAGCCGAGAAACGAGACGGUGAGUGGAUUUUAACCUUACGGAAAGAGAAUCCCGGCCGCGACUACUGGUGGCAAGAACGCUUUGACGCCUUGGUCGUGGCCUCUGGUCAUUACAAUCUUCCAUGGCUACCAGAAAUUCCCGGCCUCCUGUCUUUUGACACGCGCUUUCCUGGCCGUAUUGUCCACAGCAAGCACUUCAGGAACGGCGAUCAGUUCAAGAACAAAAGAGUCAUUGUAAUUGGCGGCUCUGUCUCUGCACACGAAAUCGUUCACGAAGUGCUCCCAUUCGCCCAACAUCCCGUCUACGCAUUAGUCCGAGGUGAGCCGAUCCCGGCGUUUGGAUGGACGCCAUUUCAACACCCACAUAUUUCUCUACUCCGGAAGGAGAUAACAAGGCUCGAUGCGUCAACGGGAGACAUGCACUUCUCGGAUGGCUCAAACCUGAGCGGUGUUGACCACAUCAUCUUUGCCACCGGUUACACAUUCAGCCUGCCAUACCUGGCUCAUGUUCAAGACCGCAUCCAAAAGGCAUACCGCCGCCUACCUGGCGUGUACCAGCACACCUUCGACAUUCUGGACCCGUCGCUGACCUUCAUCGGCAUGCUCGGCGGCGGGUUCACUUUCCGUGUCUAUGAAUGGCAAGCGGUGGCAGUAGCCCGCCACCUUGCCGGUCGAGCCAAGGCUUUGCCCCACAUUGCGGAACAGCAGGCCUGGGAAGCCCAGCGUGUCGCCGCGAAGCGAGGUGGGAAAGACUACUACUCCAUUGCCCCUGACUAUCAGGCAUUCUUUGAGUUUCUACGCGACCUCGCCGGAGAGUCAGUGGCGGGAACGACAGGGCGCAGUCUUCCCAAAUUCAACCCUGAGUGGCUGAAGGAAUGGGCGGGCAUGAUCGAGCCAAAGAUUAAGGGCUUUGAAGAGUCGAGGAGGAAAGCCGAGCACGAGGAACAGGCCAAGGCGAAGAGAGCAGGGAGGGCAAAGCUGUAAAUAUAAGCUCAAGGCUACAGAUUGCUUCUCUACCUUGCU